Notolabrus celidotus (New Zealand spotty) is the source of this 659-nucleotide messenger RNA. RefSeq names its product transmembrane protein 230a (gene tmem230a). The transcript has 5 exons. Gene Ontology annotation, cellular component: endomembrane system; synaptic vesicle. The coding region runs from base 54 to 548 and encodes 164 amino acids. Lineage: Eukaryota; Metazoa; Chordata; Actinopteri; Labriformes; Labridae. Gene Ontology annotation, biological process: synaptic vesicle transport. The record is from RefSeq and is a predicted model, not a curated record.
AAAUAAGGAAGUUGACGUGUUUUGAAAAGUACCAUGUAGAUGUGGCAUCGUAGAUGAGCAGCCUACACGACAUAAAAACACAAUCUCUACCUCUAUUUAAGUGUGCACACAGGUUGCAUGAAGAGAGAGGGAAAACACAGCUUCCAUUUUCAUUGAAGGCUCGUACGAGCUCUUAUGCCAUAAUGAAAGCAGCCAGAAGCAACAUGUUGGGUGCUGGAGCAUCCAACAACAAGGUCAAGUAUUCCCGGCUGGCUGCAGAUGAUGAAGGUUACAUAGAUUUACAGUUCAAGAAAAGCCCCCCAAAGGUCCCGUACAAGGCAAUCGCACUGGCAAUAUUCCUCUUUUUGAUUGGCUCCUUGCUAAUAAUCUUCGGGGCUCUCCUCCUGUCAGGAACCAUCGAGGUGGAGCAUCCAGACCGCACCAUCCCAGUCAUCAUCAUCGGACUGCUUGUUUUCCUCCCUGGGUUUUACCAUUUGAGAAUCGCUUACUUCGCUGCCAAAGGAUACCGUGGUUACUCCUACGAAGACAUCCCAGAUUUUGGUGACUGAGCCAAAUGUCAGCUGCUGAUUGUUGGAGAAUCCCCUCCUCUGUUUUGAGACUGUUGCUCUUUACUUUGAGCUUCUGAAUGUAUGUAGCAAAUAAAGCAAAACUCAAUCACU